AUUAAGCCUUUUUCUCUCCUCUCUCUCUCUCUCUCUCUCUCUCCUUAAAUCCCGUUUCUGCAUUCACUUCUGGGAUAUACUCUUACAGAAAUGGAGACCGUGACCCAGAAUGGAGUCAAUGGACACCACCAGAAUGGGUACCAAAACGGCUCCAUGGACGCUCUCUGCGUCAAAACAGAGUCCCUCAAAGCCGAGCAGUACGCUGUUUCGGUCGACCCGCUUAACUGGGGAGCGGCCGCGGAGGCCAUGACAGGCAGCCACCUCGAUGAAGUUAAGCGAAUGGUGGCCGAGUACAGGAAGCCGGUUGUGAAGCUCGGUGGAGAAACCCUGACUAUUUCUCAGGUGGCUGCCAUAGCCAACCAUGACUCUGGUGUCAAGGUUGAGCUGGCUGAGUCUGCCAGGGCUGGCGUGAAGGCCAGUAGUGACUGGGUGAUGGACUCCAUGAACAAAGGAACAGACAGCUACGGUGUCACCACCGGCUUCGGUGCCACCUCCCACAGGCGAACCAAACAGGGCGCUGCUCUUCAGAAAGAGCUAAUUAGAUUCUUGAACGCUGGGGUAUUUGGCAGUGGAACAGAGUCUCACACUCUGCCUCACCCUGCAACAAGGGCUGCCAUGCUCGUUAGAAUCAACACUCUCCUGCAGGGCUACUCCGGCAUAAGAUUCGAAAUCUUAGAAGCCAUCACCAAGUUUCUCAACCACAACAUCACUCCCUGCUUGCCUCUCCGCGGCACCAUCACCGCCUCUGGAGACCUUGUGCCGCUGUCCUACAUCGCCGGACUACUAACCGGCCGCCCCAACUCCAAGGCGGUCGGGCCGAAAGGCGAGACGCUCAAUGCCGCUCAGGCUUUCGAACAAGUCGGUAUCAGCUCAGGGUUUUUCGAGUUGCAGCCUAAAGAAGGACUUGCUCUUGUUAAUGGUACUGCUGUUGGCUCUGGCUUGGCCUCCACGGUUCUUUUUGAGGCCAACAUUUUGGCCUUGCUUGCCGAAAUCUUGUCUGCUGUCUUCGCUGAAGUAAUGCAGGGGAAGCCUGAGUUUACCGAUCACUUGACUCACAAGUUAAAGCACCACCCUGGUCAAAUUGAGGCUGCUGCAAUUAUGGAAUACAUUUUGGAUGGCAGUGAUUACGUUAAAGCUGCUAAGAAGCUACAUGAGCAGGAUCCUCUACAGAAGCCUAAACAAGAUCGCUACGCUCUCCGAACCUCACCACAGUGGCUUGGUCCACAAAUUGAAGUGAUCCGGUUUUCGACUAAAUCUAUCGAGAGGGAGAUUAAUUCUGUUAAUGACAACCCUUUGAUUGAUGUUUCAAGGAACAAGGCACUGCAUGGUGGCAACUUCCAGGGAACCCCAAUUGGAGUGUCCAUGGAUAACACCCGUUUGGCUAUUGCAUCCAUUGGGAAGCUCAUGUUUGCUCAAUUUUCAGAACUCGUCAAUGACUUUUACAACAAUGGCUUGCCAUCCAAUUUGUCCGGUGGAAGGAACCCGAGUUUGGAUUACGGCUUUAAGGGUGCUGAGAUUGCCAUGGCAUCUUAUUGUUCCGAGCUUCAGUUCCUCGCAAAUCCAGUGACCAACCAUGUCCAGAGUGCUGAGCAGCACAACCAGGAUGUAAACUCUUUGGGGCUCAUUUCGUCACGAAAAACCGCAGAAGCUAUUGACAUACUGAAGCUCAUGUCUUCCACUUUUAUGGUUGCACUUUGCCAAGCCAUUGACUUGAGGCAUUUGGAGGAGAACUUGAAGAGCACGGUUAAGAACACUGUGAGUCAAUUAGCCAAGAGGCUUUUAACUACCGGGGUUAACGGAGAGCUCCACCCUUCGAGAUUCUGCGAGAAAGAUUUGCUUAUGGUUGUCGAAAGGGAGUACCUUUUCGCCUACAUUGACGAUCCUUGCAGCGCUACAUAUCCCUUGAUGCAAAGGCUAAGGCAAGUGCUUGUUGAACACGCCUUGACAAAUGGUGAGAAUGAGAAGAAUGCAAACACUUCAAUAUUCCAAAAGAUUUCGGCAUUUGAGGAAGAGCUGAAGACCAUUUUGCCUAAAGAGGUUGAGAGCGCUAGGGCUGCAUACGAGAGCGGGAAGGCUGCGAUUCCAAAUAGAAUCAUGCAAUGCAGGUCUUAUCCUUUGUACAAAUUUGUGAGGGAAGAGUUGGGGGGAGAGUUCCUGACUGGCGAAAAGGUCAGAUCACCGGGGGAGGAGUGUGACAAGGUGUUCACAGCUAUAUGCCAGGGGAAGAUCAUUGAUCCAAUUCUUGAUUGCCUCAGCGGUUGGAAUGGUGAACCUCUUCCGAUCUGUUAGCCUUUCGCUGCCCGAUUCUAAUGACGUGAGCCAUUCUAUACCACUUCUUCUGUCUCCAUAGUCUUGAGUUUGAUGAGGAUUGCUAGCUUUAAUCGUGUGACUAUAAUACCUAAUAAAAUGUAAAACCAUCUAUUUAUUUGAAUAGUUCUUUCACACUUGCC
Argentina anserina (silverweed cinquefoil) is the source of this 2450-nucleotide messenger RNA. RefSeq names its product phenylalanine ammonia-lyase 1. The transcript is spliced from 2 exons. Lineage: Eukaryota; Viridiplantae; Streptophyta; Magnoliopsida; Rosales; Rosaceae. Gene Ontology annotation, molecular function: phenylalanine ammonia-lyase activity. The record is from RefSeq and is a predicted model, not a curated record. Gene Ontology annotation, cellular component: cytoplasm. The coding region runs from base 91 to 2289 and encodes 732 amino acids. Gene Ontology annotation, biological process: L-phenylalanine catabolic process.